UGUCUUUUACCUUUUCCAUCCUCACUCUUCCUUCAACUCUCUCAUCAGGACCACUGGAGGAUGGGAUGCUCUGACGCACAACAACAACAACAACAACAAGGCUUUGGAAAUCAACUUUUAUUUAUUUUUGUGGAUAAACUAGCACAGUAACUCCAAAAACUGAAGAAGGGGUGAGGUGGGAGAAUUAGUUUUUGUUUUCUUUUCUUUUUUUUUUUAAGCAUCAACUAUAAGAAGCACCCACUUGCGUUGCAUUUCCCAUAUGUCUCGAAAGCAGGGCGACCAUGACUACAACCUCCGGAGUAUGAGCAACCUGAUGGGCGAGAGGUGGAAGAAAGUGAAUGAUGGAGGAGAGAGGAGUCUCAUCAAGGCUGCAUCUCCAUCCAGCUCCAGCAUCAGCAGCCUGCAGGGUGCAUCAGCUGCAGCUCCAUCACCAUCACCAGGCGCACCAGCACCUCCAUCCUCCUCCACCUCCACCUCCACCACAACCGGUGACUUGGAGAGGGCUGCACGCAAGCAGUUCCAGCAGGAUGUCACCCCAGGUUUCGUCUACAUCCUGGCCUCCUUCUCCGCCCUGGGAGGGUUUCUUUUCGGCUACGACACCGGGGUGAUCUCCGGAGCGAUGCUGCUGCUGAAGAGAGAGCUGGAUCUGAGCGCACUGUGGCAGGAGCUGCUCAUCUCCAGUACUGUGGCUGCAGCCGCUCUCUCUGCGCUGCUGGGAGGCUUCCUCAACGGGCUGUUCGGCCGCAGAGUGUGCAUCCUGAUGGCCAGCUGCUUCUUCACCGUGGGGGGCAUCGUGCUGAGCAGCGCACCCGGGAAGGAGGUGCUGCUGGCGGGGAGGCUGGUGGUCGGAGUGGGGCUGGGUAUUGCUUCUAUGACAGUGCCAGUGUACAUCGCCGAGGCCUCUCCGCCCCACCUCAGGGGUCAGCUGGUGACGGUGAACACCCUCUUCAUCACCGGCGGACAGUUCACUGCCAGCCUCGUCGACGGCGCCUUCAGCUACCUGCAGCGCGACGGGUGGAGGUACAUGUUGGGUCUGUCGGUGGUCCCCGCCGUGCUCCAGUUCGUGGGAUUCCUGUUCCUGCCGGAGAGCCCUCGCUGGUUGAUCCAACGUGGCCUGACCCAGAAGGCCCGCCGCGUGCUCAGCCAGAUCCGAGGCAACCAGAACAUCGACGAGGAGUACGACAGCAUCAAGAACAGCAUCGAUGAGGAGGAGGACAGCGGAGGAGAUGGCCCUGUGAUUUGGCGGAUGCUGACCUACCCCCCCACUCGGCGAGCCCUCCUGGUGGGCUGUGGUCUUCAGAUGUUCCAGCAGCUUUCAGGAAUCAACACGGUCAUGUACUACAGCGCCACCAUCCUGCAGAUGUCAGGAGUGCGGGACGACAGGUUGGCGAUCUGGCUGGCCGGACUCACCACCCUAACCAACUUCCUCUUUACCCUGCUGGGAGUGUGGCUGGUGGAGAAAGUGGGACGCAGGAAGCUCACCCUGGGCAGCAUCAUAGGUACAUGUUUGAGUUUGAGUCUGCUGGCCGUUGGUUUCCUGAUGUCUGCCCAGCACAGUCCUCCUGUCACCUUCCACCCGUUAGACCCAUCUAUGGCCAACUCUACCUGCUCCAAAUACCAGCUGUGUGAGCCGUGCAUGCUGGACCCAGGAUGUGGCUACUGUUACCGUGAGAACGCCUCGGCGCUCCUCACCUCCUCCUGUGUGCCCGUCAACAAGGCCUCCACCGAGCAAGCAGCAUGGGGCAGAUGCUCCAACUCCAGCUUGAUGAGAGAUCAGACCUACUGGGCCUACAACUACUGUCCCACGUCCUACUCCUGGCUGGUUUUACUGGGUCUGGUCCUCUACCUGGCUGCCUUCGCUCCAGGGAUGGGCCCGAUGCCGUGGACCAUCAACUCAGAGAUCUACCCUCUGUGGGCGAGGAGCACAGGCAACGCCUGCGCUGCCGGAGUCAACUGGACCUUCAACAUCCUGGUGUCCCUCACUUUCCUCCACCUGGCUCAGUACUUCACCUACUACGGAGCUUUCUUCCUCUACUCCAGCAUGGCUCUGCUGGGCUUCUUCUUCGUCUACGGCUGCCUGCCGGAGACCAAAGGCCGCCGCCUGGAGGAGAUCGAAGCGCUGUUCGAAAACCAGCUCUGCUCCUGCGGCGUCUCCGAUUCGGACGAGGCGCGGCAGGUCGAAUACAUCCGAGUCAAAGGUUCGAACUACCAUCUAUCGGAUAACGACGCAUCCGACGUGGACUAGGGAGAGUUUGAGUUUUAGUUAGCUUCGGUGAUCGCUGAGUGUAAUACUUUUCUUUUUGUUGUUGUGUGUGAGCUGAGGAGCCACUGGUUACCCUCACGAUGAGGUUAAGAAGGCCUUUUAUGCUUGUAUCAUAAUGUGAGUGAGUUCCCUUCCAAUACAGGGAUACAUCAAACCGGCACAUACGGGUGAUUCACAAAAAGUCAAGGCCGCGCCCCCUUUUGUGGGAAAGAAAACCCAAGAUCCGAUAGAAGUUCGUACGCAUUCAUCUCUUGAUAAACAAACGUUUGUUUGAUACACAUCUAAUAAUUAUUUUGCGAUCUUGCCUGAUGCUGAUCGCCGUCAUGUCCCUUCAGUCUUCCCCCGUCUAACACAGUAUUU
Molecule: messenger RNA, 2623 nt
Organism: Sebastes umbrosus (honeycomb rockfish)
Lineage: Eukaryota; Metazoa; Chordata; Actinopteri; Perciformes; Sebastidae
Product: proton myo-inositol cotransporter-like
Exons: 10
Coding region: 260-2245 (661 amino acids)
Biological process (GO): transmembrane transport
Cellular component (GO): membrane
Molecular function (GO): myo-inositol:proton symporter activity
Source: RefSeq, a predicted model, not a curated record